AUGGCCAAACGUAAAAUAAGUCUGCCCAACGAAAUUUUGAUUGAAAUUUUUCAAUUUUUAGAAUCAUCAUUUGUUGUUAACAGUUGUAUGCUCAUUUCCAAGAAGUGGUACAAAAUCAUUUUUAACCAAGUAAAGACACUUUCUUGUGAAUUGACAUUUCAUGACCAGGAGAAGAUCGAUCGCCUUGUGAAAAGUCCAUGGCUACAUAAUAUUUCAAAGAUUAAAUUAAGAGCUUGUGAUGACUAUUUGGAAUCAAUCAAGGGAUUGAUGGAAAUAUUGAAAAGUUACGAUCAAUUACGUAGUGUUGAUAUUGGUUAUUGUUAUAUUGGAAAUAGUCAAACAAUUAGUGAAAUGAAACAGUUAACAUCACUUGAUAUUGAUAAUAAUUGUGUGGACGAGCAAGGAGUAAAAUUAAUUGGUGAAUUGCAUAAUUUGACAAGACUGAACAUUGGUUGUAAUAGAAUUGGCUUGGAAGGUUUCAAAUCAAUUAGUGGAAUGAAACAGAUGAGAGAUCUUAAUGUCAGUAGUAGUGGUGCUGGAGUAGAAGGAGCUAAAUUAAUGAGUCAAUUGAAACAUUUAACAAAGUUUAAUAUUAGUGGAAAUGAAAUUGGUGAAGAAGGUGCUAAAUCGAUUGGUGAAUUGAAAUGGUUAACAAUGCUUGACAUUUGUAGUAAUCAAAUUGGUGCAGAAGGUGCCAAGUCAAUUAGUCAAUUGGAACGUUUAACAAAGCUAUAUAUUAGUGGUAAUGGAAUUGGACCAGAAGGAGCUCAAUCGAUUAGUCAAUUGAGUCAUUUAACGACACUGUUUAUUGGUGGUAAUCAAAUCGGUUCAAAAGGAUCCAAAUCAAUUAGUCAACUGAAACGGUUAACAAUUCUGUAUAUUGAUUCUAAUGAAAUUGGUUCUGAAGGAGCAAAUUCAAUUAGUCAAUUGUCAAAUUUAAAAGAGCUUUAUAUUAGUGACAAUCAAAUUGGUGACGAAGGAGCCAAAUCAAUUAGUCAAUUGAAACAUUUAACAACACUUGAAAUUCUUCGUAAUGAAAUUGGUGAUCAAGGAGCCAAAUCAAUUAGUCAACUGAAACAAUUAACAAGACUCCAUAUAAGUUGCAAUCGAAUUGGAGAUCAAGGAGCAAAAUUACUUAAUCGAAUGAAAAUUAAUUCUCUAAUAAAUUAA
Molecule: messenger RNA, 1170 nt
Organism: Naegleria gruberi
Lineage: Eukaryota; Heterolobosea; Eutetramitea; Acrasida; Naegleriidae
Product: leucine rich repeat protein
Exons: 1
Coding region: 1-1170 (389 amino acids)
Biological process (GO): nucleocytoplasmic transport; activation of GTPase activity
Cellular component (GO): cytosol; nucleus; perinuclear region of cytoplasm
Molecular function (GO): GTPase activator activity; small GTPase binding
Source: RefSeq, a predicted model, not a curated record